AUGCUGCCUCAUCGUGGCAAUUGCAAAACGAUUGCGGACCUGCCUUGCCAGUUUCCAGGCUGCGGCAGGGUGUUCAAGACGGCCUCGGGUAUCACUCGCCACGUUCGUGCUUAUCACGACAAUCCAACCAACGCCGGCCCCUCCGGCCAGCUAGCCACCGAUGGUCCAGCACACUGGCAAGGCGUUGAGCGUGAUAGUCCAAUGCCGGACUGGGAGCCCCUUGCCCACGCUUCGAGCCCCUUGCAAUUGGAAGACCUGCGGCCCGAUAUAGCGCCUGAAGCUAGCGCGCCAGCGGCGAACUCUACAGGCUGGCGCCGCAUCCACCACCCGUUCCUCACUGCUCGUCCAUGUGAUGAAGAGGGAGUGGACCUCCCUGAAGGAGCAAAACCACAAGUGUGA
This is a messenger RNA of Mycena indigotica, 399 nucleotides long. RefSeq names its product C2H2-type domain-containing protein. Bases 1 to 399 code for a protein of 132 amino acids. The record is from RefSeq and is a predicted model, not a curated record. The transcript is spliced from 2 exons. Lineage: Eukaryota; Fungi; Basidiomycota; Agaricomycetes; Agaricales; Mycenaceae.